UAAGCGGCCUCACGCCUUUAUUUCGCCUCUCUCUCCUCUCGCCUCUGUUUCUUUUUUCUUUUCCUUCUUUUUUUUUUGUUCAUUCCAUUGCACUCGCCCAUCACCGUUUUCAAGUCUUUCUAGCCCGCUGUCUCCUUCGACCCUCUCACCCGCGUUCGCCGUCAUCGUCCUGGGAAACUAAUCUCACGGUCAUCUCUCAUCUCCGUAACCUCGCUCCACGCCCUUUUUUUUAUAAAAACAUAUUACUCAACAUAAAUACAUUCAUAUCCUUCUGACUGCCCUGCACUGGAGCUAUAUACAUUUAUUCAUUAUUCAGCAAUAGCACAGCUUUUUUAUAUACAAAUAUUCUUAAUCCAUUCCUGACUCGCACCACUACAUUUAUAAUACAUACCUCGCCUUCUCCCACGCAUUCAUUCUCUUUAUUUGUUUGUUUGUUUACGGCAAUACAAAAGCAACAAUGGCACCGAACUUGCCCCUGACAGAGACAGAGAAACUCCUGAUCGACGCCUACAACACGAUCCUCAACAAACCCUUCGAGGACAAGUACGAGGAGCGGUGGGAGGACGAGCCCUUCGACCGGGCCAUCGAUCAGUUCAAGACGCGGGCUCAGGAAAUCGGCUUUACAGACCCAUUCGAACUGUUGUCGAGGUUCAAAGUCGAAUCGUAUGAGGCAAUCCGCGCACAACUCAAGAAAGGGCCUGCACCAUGUUUCCGCGAGGGUUGGAAGAGCCCCAUCCUCGGAACAAGAAUCGACCCAUUAGUCAUCACCUCCAAAUGUGAACACAUCACCGGUCCUCGCUUCAAGGGUGAGGAAAGGGUCGUCGUGCUCGACUUUUGGGCUUCAUGGUGUGGCCCAUGUCUCCAAGCAGGGCCAGAGGUGUCAGAGCUGGCAGAGGAAUUCUCGGGGCGAGUGGCCUUUAUUGGAAUCAAUAAUGAGAGCAUUUUCAGUACCACCAAACCACCCAACAUGGAGUUCCUUACCGCCUUCAUGGACGAACAUCAGGAAGAGUUCCGCUACACCCUCAUGGUCGAUAAUGCCGAGGGUUUUGCAAAGGAUUCGGUCUACAAACCAAGCGGGUACAGAGCCAUCCCUUGCGCAGUUUUGCUCGUCGAUGGGAUCGUUGUUUACGUUGGAUCACCUUUGAAAACCUUCCGCUCAGUCCUGGAGGAAGCACUAGAAUCCGUCUCCUCCUCAUCCUCGCCCACCUCUUCCGCUCAUUCUUCACGGGAGGGGUAAUACAGGAUAUCAUAUUAUCUAGCACCAGUAUUCAACAUCGUGAUGAAAGGGUCAUAAAGCAUAAUAUGUGGAAUGCCAUUCGAUUUAUAGCGAUCUCAGUCAUCCUUUCCGUAGCCAGGCUUCCUGGUUAUUGUGUCAUGUAUAAACCUUAGAUUUGUGUAUAUGAACUUCCCCAGAGCGAAAGAGAGCAGUGGAGAAUGGCGCAACUCCGCAUCAUGUCUCUCCCAUCUCUCGUGCAAACCAACGGACUGUUGUCUCCGGUGGGAACAUUGGGCGCACCUAAUUGGCCAAUGCAUCUUGCCGAGAGCGCGUAUCCUCAAAACAUUGUAAAAGGCACAUGCACAAAUAAAUAAAUACAAAAACAUCC
Molecule: messenger RNA, 1604 nt
Organism: Gamsiella multidivaricata
Lineage: Eukaryota; Fungi; Mortierellomycota; Mortierellomycetes; Mortierellales; Mortierellaceae
Product: thioredoxin-like protein
Exons: 3
Coding region: 458-1237 (259 amino acids)
Source: RefSeq, a predicted model, not a curated record